Molecule: messenger RNA, 2472 nt
Organism: Lizanozyma spartinae
Lineage: Eukaryota; Fungi; Ascomycota; Pichiomycetes; Serinales; Debaryomycetaceae
Gene: RAD54
Product: DNA-dependent ATPase
Exons: 1
Coding region: 1-2472 (823 amino acids)
Biological process (GO): reciprocal meiotic recombination; double-strand break repair via synthesis-dependent strand annealing
Cellular component (GO): nucleus
Molecular function (GO): ATP-dependent chromatin remodeler activity; DNA translocase activity; ATP binding
Source: RefSeq, a predicted model, not a curated record
AUGCCUCCAAAAUUACUAAAAGAAUAUACAACACCCUUGGGGAAUGGAGCCGGGGUCCCCAAAGAGCAUAGACCACCUCCAGUAAAGAAUUCUGCGGAACGGCUAGCUCGUCCUUUUAAAGUUCCCUUCACUGAUGGCCAUAGACAUAACACUCCUAUGAGAGCUGCAAAAAAACAUAUGGGGAGUUAUGCAAUUGUAGGUGAAGACAGCGCUAAUGAGAGCGAUCUAGAAAAUAGCAAUAAAAAGCGUCGUCGAGGUGCUCUUCUUCCUCGUACUGUGUUGGGAGAUGUUUCCCUGAAAUCUAAUACGGUACACAAGUCAUACAGAAUGCCAUUGAUUGAAGAUAAGCGGCUGCUUUUGUCUAGCAAUGAUCCGUCGCCUCCGUUAGGACUUAGGAAACGUAUUCUACUACCUCCUCGUCCGUUGCAUGAUCCCACGAGUGAGUUUGCUAUAGUAUUAUAUGAUCCAACGGUAGAUGUAAUACCUGGGGACGAGAUGCAAACACCUCCAACUUCAGCAGACUCUUCCAUGUUAGAAUCGCCACCCACCAUAGAGGAAGCAGAGACCAAUAAUCGCCGGAAGAAGACUCACAAAUCUCUUGCUGAAAUAUUGGGUAUUUCAAACGCAUCAGAGGCUGAAAUGCUUGCAAAAUACCCCAAUGUACCUGUGGUAAUUGAUCCAGUUUUAGCUAAAAUUCUCCGUCCCCAUCAAGUUGCUGGUGUCAAGUUUCUUUAUAGAUGUACUGCAGGAUUGAUGGACCCAAGAGCUAAAGGAUGUAUAAUGGCUGAUGAGAUGGGACUAGGUAAAACUCUUCAAUGUCUUGCAUUAAUGUGGACAUUAUUGCGUCAAAGUCCUAGGGGUCGAAGGACAAUAGAGAAAUGCAUUAUUGUAUGUCCUUCCAGUUUAGUCAGAAAUUGGGCCAAUGAGAUUGUAAAAUGGUUAGGUCCUGGAGUUCUAACACCGUUGGCAGUUGACGGGAAAUCAACAAAGUCAAAUGAAUUAGGCCAAGUUUUACAGCAGUGGUCGGUUGCUAAGGGAAGAAAUAUCGUUCGACCUGUUUUGAUUAUUUCUUAUGAAACCUUAAGACGUAAUGUUGACAAAUUGGCUGGAACGGAAGUUGGACUCAUGCUUGCUGACGAAGGCCAUCGAUUGAAGAACGGUGAUUCGCUUACGUUCACAGCACUAAAUUCUUUAAGAUGUGAUAGAAGAGUUAUCUUAUCGGGUACUCCUAUUCAAAAUGAUCUAUCUGAAUACUUUUCACUUUUAAAUUUUGCUAACCCAGGAUACUUGGGAACCAGAAAUGAUUUCCGCAAGAAUUUCGAAAAUGAUAUCUUGAGAGGAAGAGAUGCCGAUGCAACCGAAUUAGAAAGAACAAAAGGUGAUGCAAAACUUAAAGAAUUAAGUGAGAUGGUAUCAAAGUUCAUUAUCCGAAGAACUAACGAUAUUCUUUCAAAAUACCUUCCAGUAAAAUACGAAUACGUCAUCUUUUCCAACUUGUCACCACUUCAAAAGCAAUUGUAUGAUCAUUUCAUCACUUCACCUGAAAUAAAAAAGUUGUUAAAAGGUGUUGGAUCUCAACCUUUGAAGGCAAUUGGUAUGCUUAAGAAGCUCUGUAACCAUCCUGAUUUAUUGAACUUACCCGAUGAUAUUGAUGGCUGCGAAAAAUUUCUUCCUGAUGAAUACAUUGAGAAUAAAAAGGCUAGAGGUGGAGGUGAAUUACAAACGUGGCACAGUGGUAAAUUUCUGGUACUUGAACGGUUUUUAUAUCUGAUUCGAACUACUUCUGAUGAUAAGAUUGUUUUAAUUUCGAACUACACUCAAACUUUGGAUUUAAUUGAACGAAUGUGCCGAACUAGAAAAUACGGUUGUCUUCGUUUGGAUGGUACCAUGAAUAUUAACAAGAGACAGAGAUUGGUAGAUAAAUUCAAUGAUCCUCAAGGAAAAGAAUUCAUUUUCUUGCUUUCUUCCAAAGCCGGUGGAUGUGGGAUCAAUUUAAUUGGUGCCAAUAGGUUAAUUUUAAUGGACCCUGAUUGGAAUCCUGCUGCAGAUCAGCAAGCCCUUGCUCGAGUUUGGCGUGAUGGCCAGAAAAAGGAUUGUUUUAUUUAUCGUUUCAUCCUGACAGGAACCAUUGAAGAGAAGAUAUUUCAACGUCAGUCUAUGAAGAUGUCACUUAGUUCUUGUGUUGUUGACGAGAAAGAGGAUGUUGAGAGACUUUUUAGUGGAGAUAACCUUCGUCAAUUGUUCCUUCUACAAAGAGACACAGAUUGUGACACUCAUGACACUUACAAAUGUUCAAGGUGUGAUCCUACAACCAAAAAACAGCUAACAAAAGCACCAGCCAUGCUAUAUGGAGAUUCAACUACAUGGAACCAUUUGGACAGGGCCUCGUUGGCACAGAAUGAAGAUGCAUUGCUUCGAAUUGAAGCCGAUUUCAAUGAUAUUUCAUAUGCGUUCCAAUACAUUAGUCAUUGA